AUGGAGACGGACCACAAUUCAAUACAUCAAUGGCUUGCAAAGGUAUCCGAUGCUCGUUCUGCUUGCAAUGCGACAGGCGAUCCGAAUAAUUUUGGCUCAGUGCCUGCAAAUACAUUGCCCAUUGCGCCCAAACUAUUUGACACCUCCCGCGAACAUGCACUAGUAAAGGGCGGCUCUUUGGUGCAGGGUCAAAUCCAACCCCAGAAAGCUGGCCAUGAAGUACACCUCAGCUUUGACCGCAAACUGCGCCACAAGACUCGAGAAGAUCGAUAUGAGUACAAGGGUGCCAGCACUAGCAAGACGCAGUCCACAUCGAACAAGAACAAAAUUAAACGACGGCGAAGCAGGAAACACACGAUGGACGACAUGUUCCGUGCACCCAACGUUGCUCGUGAGAGGUUAACCCUCCGCGGCAAUCUGAAUAUUGGUAUUUUUAACAAAGGUAAGGUAUCAUCGCCACUGAAACUGGGUCACAUUCCCGAUUCUGCAUUUUCAGAACGCAAAUUCCUCACCAAGAGGCAACCUGGGACUCCAUCAAAGUCUCCCACUACGGACAAAAAGCGGAAGGCGGAUCCCGAGGCUUCAAGAAGAGGUACCGGUCGACAGCAGAAAUGGCCUGAAUACGUAUUCUCUGGGUUUUCCAACGAACCAGAAAUUGAAGAUGACAAGACAAAGCAACUCGUUUCUCAGGUCGGAGAGUUUGGCCAGCCAAAUGACGAAGCCAGUAUUGAUCAAGGACUUUGCGUAGGAAGAGGCUCGGGCCCAAUUGUUCAGAGAGAGCUACUCGAUACGCGGAGCCAUCGUUCAUCCUUGACACAACCAGUCGAAAAUACAGCAGGCUGGUCCGAGUCUGCUUCACUAUAUACCUGGUCUGAAACGAACCUCGAAAAGUCCCAACCGGAGCAUGCUUUGGAGAUUGAGCUGUUGAAACUUCUUCACGUGGGUCUUUUCCCAGCCCAAGGAGACGAUCUGUCACGAGAAACAAACCAAAAUCACACUUACUACGAUCUCGACGAGUUGAAAGCCAUUUUAAAAGGCCGAAAAGAGUGUUGGGUGUCGGAGAAUAGUCUGACUCGCCAGGUCGUUGCCACGCUGCCUGUCACUGUUUUCCGUCAUAAUUCGAUUGCUGAAAUCCACAAGAAACGCGAAGGGUUUGGAAGUGCGGCUCCGAUUGAUUCAACGUACCCACAAGCGAACGAUUUAAAUCCUGAGGAAUCAUCGCAUGACAAAAUUGUUCAACGUCAAAUUUCUUCUAGACCGGUCAGUCAACUUCACAAGACAAAGGUCAGCCCCAUUCCACAGCCGAAUCGGCUGGAACCAGGUACCUUCAGCAUCAAUGAUACCCAGGAAGCCCAGGGAAGUCCACCGGACGAUAUCUUCUUCAGUAAUUUAGAUGCAGCAUUUUGGGCGAUUGUGGAUCCGAACUCCCAAAACGAGAUGGACUCUUUGGUGAUGAUGGGAAUACAAAGGUCACCAAUCUUUGACUCUGAAGACAUCAUGAUAACAGCCGAGCUCAAAAAUGCUGAGGUCUCCAAGCGGCCCUCGCAAGGUACAUUAUCGCAUGCCCAGGUUGGAGUCGAGACACUUUAUUCCCCCCAACCUGCUGCUAAUGGUUAUUGUGGCUCUGAGAACCCUGUCACAGACCUCGAGGACGGCCAAAACAGAUUCAUAUUGUCCAGAGUCUCCCAAAAAGAAGAGUUGAAUUGCAUGCCGAUACAAAGAUAUUCACACCUACACUCGAGUACCGCCCAUUAUUCGAAUGAUGACCCAAUUCCUCCUGGCUUCUGGCGUCAGAAUAGGCUGUGUUGA
Molecule: messenger RNA, 1809 nt
Organism: Penicillium longicatenatum
Lineage: Eukaryota; Fungi; Ascomycota; Eurotiomycetes; Eurotiales; Aspergillaceae
Exons: 4
Coding region: 1-1809 (602 amino acids)
Source: RefSeq, a predicted model, not a curated record